AUGUCGCUCCUACGGCGGCGGAAGCAGCAGCAGCCGCCGCCGCCGCCCUCGGACGGCGACGGGUCCGACCACGACGACAACGACAAGGGGAAGAAGCCGUCCUCGUCCUCGUCCUCCGCACCGCCGUCCAAGGAGCCCACGAGGCGGACCAAGGCCAAGUGGUCGUGCGUGGACAGCUGCUGCUGGCUGGUCGGGUGCGUGUGCUCCGCCUGGUGGCUGCUGCUCUUUCUCUACAACGCGAUGCCGGCCUCGUUCCCGCAGUAUGUCACGGAGGCCAUCACGGGGCCGCUCCCGGACCCGCCCGGGGUCAAGCUGCAGAAGGAGGGGCUGCGAGUCAAGCACCCCGUCGUCUUCGUCCCCGGCAUCGUCACCGGAGGGCUCGAGCUAUGGGAGGGGCACCAGUGCGCCGAGGGGCUCUUCCGCAAGCGGCUAUGGGGCGGCACAUUUGGUGACGUAUACAAGAGACCUCUAUGCUGGGUUGAACAUAUGUCGUUGGACAAUGAAACUGGAUUAGACAAACCUGGAAUAAGGGUCAGGCCGGUCACAGGCCUUGUUGCAGCAGACUAUUUCGUCCCUGGAUAUUUUGUUUGGGCUGUCUUAAUUGCCAAUUUAGCUCGUAUUGGAUAUGAAGAAAAGACGAUGUACAUGGCUGCAUAUGAUUGGAGGUUAUCUUUCCAGAACACUGAGGUUCGUGAUCAAACUUUGAGCAGAAUAAAGAGCAACAUUGAACUUAUGGUAGCAACAAAUGGUGGAAAUAGGGUGGUGGUGAUCCCACACUCCAUGGGAGUCCUCUAUUUUCUGCAUUUUAUGAAAUGGGUCGAAGCACCUCCUCCCAUGGGCGGCGGCGGUGGUCCAAACUGGUGUGAGAAGCAUAUUAAAGCUGUAAUGAAUAUUGGAGGACCUUUCUUAGGAGUUCCCAAGGCUGUUGCUGGGCUUUUCUCAUCUGAAGCCAAAGAUGUUGCUGUUGCUAGAGCUAUCGCUCCUGAUGUCCUGGACUCCGAUUUUCUUGGGCUUCAAACUUUGCGCCAUUUGAUGCGUAUGACCCGAACAUGGGAUUCGACAAUGUCAAUGAUUCCUAAAGGUGGUGAUACAAUUUGGGGAAAUCUGGAUUGGUCUCCAGAGGAUGGCCUUGAAUGUAAAGCUAAGAAGCACAAAACCAAUGAUACCAAUGAUUCUAAGGAUACCAAUGGGGAAAAUAUCGAAGUUCAACCUGAACCUAUUAACUAUGGAAGGUUGGUAUCCUUCGGUAAAGAUGUAGCAGAAGCACCUUCUUCAGAGAUUGAGCAGAUAGAAUUUCGUGAUGCUGUUAAAGGUAAUAAUAUCGCCCAUUCAAAUACGUCAUGCCGGGAGAUCUGGACAGAGUAUCAAGAAUUAGGAUGGGGUGGAAUAAAGGCAGUCGCAGACUACAAAGUUUACACUGCUAGUUCUGUUAUAGACCUCCUUCACUUUGUUGCUCCAAGGAUGAUGCAGCGUGGAAAUGUCCACUUUUCAUAUGGAAUUGCUGAUAACUUGGAUGAUCCAAAAUACCAACAUUACAAAUAUUGGUCAAACCCCUUGGAAACAAAGCUACCGAAUGCUCCUGACAUGGAAAUAUUUUCGAUGUACGGAGUAGGCAUUCCUACCGAAAGGGCAUAUGUCUAUAAGGUGGCCCCGCAGGCAGAGUGUAAUAUACCUUUCCGGAUUGACACCUCGGCUGAAGGUGGGGAGGAAAAUAGCUGCUUGAAAGGGGGUGUUUACUUAGCUGACGGUGAUGAAACUGUUCCAGUUCUUAGUGCGGGCUACAUGUGUGCAAAAGGAUGGCGUGGCAAAACUCGUUUCAACCCUGCCAGCAGCAAGACUUACGUGAGAGAAUACAGCCAUUCACCACCCUCAACUCUCCUGGAAGGCAGGGGCACUCAGAGCGGUGCACAUGUUGAUAUAAUGGGUAACUUUGCUCUGAUUGAGGACAUCAUCAGAAUAGCUGCUGGGGCAACCGGUGAGGAAAUUGAGGCGACCAGGUUUAUUCAGAUAUAUUCAAAUGGUCAGAGAAAAUCAAAUUGA
This is a messenger RNA of Miscanthus lutarioriparius, 2040 nucleotides long. The record is from the annotation of a GenBank genome assembly. Lineage: Eukaryota; Viridiplantae; Streptophyta; Magnoliopsida; Poales; Poaceae.